This is a messenger RNA of Anguilla rostrata (American eel), 10484 nucleotides long. It is a transcript of the gene dicer1, whose product is annotated as dicer 1, ribonuclease type III. The record is from RefSeq and is a predicted model, not a curated record. Bases 378 to 6011 code for a protein of 1877 amino acids. Gene Ontology annotation, biological process: apoptotic DNA fragmentation; siRNA processing; pre-miRNA processing. Gene Ontology annotation, molecular function: RNA binding; deoxyribonuclease I activity; ATP binding. Gene Ontology annotation, cellular component: nucleus; cytoplasm; RISC complex. NCBI's taxonomy places the organism in Eukaryota, Metazoa, Chordata, Actinopteri, Anguilliformes, Anguillidae. The transcript has 29 exons.
UGCGCAAUGCGAAACGCAUUCUCAGGCCCAGGUGAAACGAAGUAUUGAGGAUUAGUCUGACAGCAGCUAGAGGGAAUGGAGAGAGGGGUAUCAGGCGGACUUAAAAAUAUAUAUUCCUGCAAGACGGCCAAUUAAAGGUAAUUUAUUAGCGUAGGAAGAAUUCACCAGUUUCUCAGGCCACAACCACGCCCAACAACUGCUUAAAGAGUGAUGCUGAAGAAUAACGUGAGCUGAACGGGGCCCCUGAAGAUGAAGACCAGAAACAGCGCUACCUGGUCACACAGCAAAGUUUCCAAAACUCAAACUUAAUCUUGCGAACAGGAUGAAAUGAGAUAAACGCUCGAAGAGUGGAGGCCCCUGCUUUACGAUCCCUAAGCAUGGCAGGACUGCAGCUCGUGACCCCCGCUUCCUCGCCCAUGGGACCCUUCUUUGGUCUCCCGUGGCAACAGGAGGCCAUCCACGACAAUAUUUACACACCAAGGAAAUAUCAGGUUGAACUUCUUGAAGCAGCUCUGGAACACAAUACUAUCGUUUGUUUAAAUACUGGCUCAGGGAAGACCUUUAUUGCAGUACUCCUUACAAAAGAGCUCUCCCAUCAAAUCCGGGGAGACUUCAGAGAAUGUGGGAGGAGGACCAUUUUCUUGGUGAAUGCAGCAUCGUCUGUGAUCCAGCAAGCAGCUACUGUUCGGACCCAUUCGGACCUUCAGGUGGGAGAAUAUGUCAGCCUUGAGAACACACUGUCAUGGACCGAAGAGAAGUGGAACCAGGAAAUGAUCGAGAACCAGGUGCUUGUUAUGACAUGCCACCUCUUCCUGCACGUUCUGAGGAACGGAGUCUUGCCACUAUCGAAAAUCAACCUGCUGGUGUUUGAUGAGUGUCACCUUGCAAUCAUGGAUCAUCCCUAUCGGGAAAUAAUGAAGAUAUGCGAGGGGCGCCCGUGCAGUCCUCGAAUCCUGGGUCUGACCGCUUCCAUUUUAAAUGGCAAAUGUGACCCGUCAGAGCUGGAGGAGAAGAUUCAGAACCUGGAGAGGAUCUUGAAAAGCACCGCAGAAACUGCUACUGACCUCGUCGUCCUGGAUAGGUACGCCUCUCAGCCCCGGGAGGUGGUGCUGGACUGCGGGCCCUACCUGGAUAAGAGCGGCCUGUGCGAGCGGCUCCUGAACGAGCUGGACGAAGCGCUCGGCUUCCUCAACGACUGCAACGUAUCGGCCCAGCGCGAGGACCGCGACCCCACCUUCAUCUCCAAACAGGUGCUGAGCGACUGCAGAGCGGUCCUCACCGUGCUGGGGCCCUGGUGCGCAGACAAGGUGGCGGGCAUCAUGGUGAGGGAGCUGCAGAAGUACAUCAAGCACGAGCAGGAGGACCUGAACCGCAAGUUCCUGCUGUUCACCGACACCAUCCUGCGCAAGAUCCACGCGCUCUGCGAGGAGCACUUCUCCCCGGCCUCCCUGGACCUCAAGUUCGUGACGCCCAAGGUGAUCCGGCUGCUGGAGAUCCUGCACGAGUACAAGCCCUUCGAGAGGCAGCAGUUUGAGAGCGUGGAGUGGUACAACAACCGCAACCAAGACAACUACGUCUCCUGGAGCGACUCGGAGGACGACGACGAGGACGAGGAGAUCGAGGUGAAGGAGAAGCCCGAGGCCAACUUCCCGUCGCCGUUCACGAACAUACUGUGCGGGAUCAUUUUCGUCGAGAGACGCUACACGGCGGUCGUCUUAAACAGGCUUAUAAAGGAGGCAGGAAAACAGGACCCUGAACUUGCCUACAUAAGCAGCAACUUCAUUACCGGGCACAGCAUUGGCAAGAACCAGCCUCGAAACAAACAGAUGGAGGUUGAGUUUCGCAAACAGGAGGAGGUCCUUCGGAAGUUUCGCGCGCACGAGACCAACUUGCUGAUUGCAACCAGUAUUGUGGAGGAGGGAGUCGAUAUUCCAAAGUGCAAUUUGGUGGUUCGAUUUGACUUGCCAACGGAGUACCGCUCGUACGUUCAGUCCAAAGGGAGGGCUCGAGCGCCAGUGUCCAAUUACAUUAUGCUGGCCGACACGGAGAGAACAAAAGCGUUCGAAGAGGACCUGAAAACGUACAAGGCAAUCGAAAAGAUCCUGAGGAACAAAUGCUCCAAGUCGCCGGAGAGCAGCGAGUUCGAGGUGGAGCCCGUGCUGGACGACGACAACAUUUUACCUCCCUACGUGCUGCGCUCGGAAGACGGGGGCCCCAGGGUCACCAUCAACACGGCGAUUGGCCAUGUCAACAGAUACUGCGCGAGACUGCCCAGCGACCCUUUCACGCACCUGGCCCCCAAGUGCAAGACUGCGCAGCUGCCGGACGGAGCUUACCGAUCCACGCUCUAUCUCCCCAUUAACUCCCCUCUCAGGGUCCCCGUCACUGGGCCCACAAUGAACUGUGCAAGACUUGCUGAGAAAGCAGUUGCUCUUCUUUGCUGUGAAAAGCUACACAAAAUAGGUGAAUUAGAUGAUCACUUGAUGCCGGUGGGGAAGGAGACUGUGAAAUACGAGGAGGAGCUGGACUUGCACGACGAGGAGGAGACCAGCGUCCCGGGCAGACCAGGAUCAACCAAGAGGAGGCAGUGCUACCCGAAAGCGAUCCCAGAAUGUCUUCGGAACAGUUACCCUGUGCCAGAGCAGUCCUACUACCUGUAUGUGAUCGGGAUGGUCCUGACGACCCCUCUGCCCGACGAGCUCAACUUCCGCAGGAGGAAGCUCUACCCUCCCGAAGACACCACCAGAUGCUUCGGCAUUCUGACGGCAAAACCAAUACCUCGGAUUCCCCACUUCCCGGUGUACACGCGCUCGGGGGAGGUGACCAUCUCCAUCGAGCUGCAGAAGUCGGGGUUCACCCUGAGCGCCCCCCAGCUGGAGCUGAUCACGCGCCUGCACCAGUACAUCUUCUCCCACAUCCUCCGCCUGGAGAAACCCGCCCUGGAGUUCAAACCCACCGAGGCCGACUCCGCCUACUGCGUUCUACCUCUUAACGUGGUUGAGGAUUCCAACACUUUAGACUUGGACUUUAAAUUCAUGGAAGAUAUUGAAAAAUCUGAAGCACGCAUAGGCAUUCCGAACACCCAGUACACCAAACAGAACCCAUUCACUUUCAAAUUGGAGGACUACCAGGAUGCAGUCAUCAUUCCAAGGUAUCGCAACUUUGACCAGCCUCACCGCUUCUACGUAGCGGACGUCUACACUGAUCUCACACCACUGAGCAAGUUCCCUUCGCCAGAAUAUGAAACCUUCGCCGAAUACUACAAGACCAAGUACAACCUCGACCUGUCCAACCUGAACCAGCCACUGCUGGAUGUGGACCACACAUCCUCACGACUGAAUCUUCUGACUCCUCGACACCUUAAUCAGAAAGGCAAAGCCCUUCCGCUCAGCAGUGCUGAGAAGAGGAAGGCCAAGUGGGAGAGUCUGCAAAACAAACAGAUUUUGGUUCCUGAACUGUGUGCCAUCCACCCGAUCCCUGCCUCCUUGUGGAGAAAAGCGGUCUGCCUUCCCAGCAUCCUCUACCGACUUCACUGCCUUCUGACGGCCGAGGAACUCCGGGCUCAGACAGCCAUCGACGCCGGUGUGGGGGUCCGAACCCUGCCGCCAGACUUCAGAUACCCAAACUUGGAUUUCGGGUGGAAGAAAUCCAUCGACAGCAAGGCCUUCAUCUCAAGCCCCAGCGCCUGCACGGAAGACGAUUACUGUAAGCACAGCCCAACUGUAGCCCCUGACGAUGCUGCCCAUCAAGGUGUUCAUCCUGAAGCCUCCUCGCCACACGGGGGCGCCAUCGCGCCCGCCGAAAAUCCAGAGCCCGCCCCGCCGCAGGACGAAGAGAAGCGCGACUGCGUCUGUGCCGGGAACCUCGCCAACGGCACGGCGGAGGACGGCGACGGCGGCGGCCUCGGCGGACGCCACGAUUGCCAACGUUCCCCGCCAGACUCGCCCGAGGGCGAAAUACCUGUACAAAGCACUACCUCAGCUCACGUGCAACACUCUCAGAGCACUGAGAGCCAGCCCCAGCCCGGCGUUGAAUGUACUCCAGGGAGUAACUCAGACUUUGACGGACACACGACGAUACCUACCUCAGACCGUCGCCAGGUGGUCGAUGUGACAGCCGGUUCCGCAGCACCUUCGGACGCCCCCCCCUCGGCCGGCAGCGACUCCCCGAAAACCCUGGGGCCCAACCCCGGCCUCAUCCUGCAGGCCUUGACCCUCUCCAACGCCAGCGACGGCUUUAACCUGGAGAGGCUGGAGAUGCUGGGCGACUCCUUCCUGAAGCACGCCAUCACCACCUACCUGUUCUGCACGUACCCCGAUGCCCACGAGGGACGCCUCUCCUACAUGCGCAGCAAGAAGGUUAGCAACUGUAACCUGUAUCGUCUGGGGAAGAAGAAAGGCCUGCCAAGUCGAAUGGUGGUCUCCAUUUUUGAUCCACCCGUGAACUGGCUGCCCCCGGGGUAUGUAGUUAACCAGGACAAAAGCAGUAUGGACAAGUGGGACUCCGAGAUGAAAGGGGAUCCCCUGGCCAACGGAAGAGCCGAGGAGGACUACGACGAGGACGAAGACGAGGGCGACGAGGUGGAGGAGGACGAGGAGCUGAUGUGGAAGGAGCCGAAGGACGAGGUGAGCGUGGAGGACGACCUGGAGUACUACCAGGAGCACAUCAAGUUCAUCGACAACAUGCUGAUCGGCUCGGGAGCCUUCGGCAAGAAGAUCUCCCUGAGCAGCUUCCCUCCGGCCGAGCCCAGCUACGAGUGGAAGGCCCCCAAGAAGCCCCACCUGCCCAACGCCCACCUCGCCCCGGACGGCGACGAGUUCGACUACAGCUCCUGGGACGCCAUGUGCUACCUGGACCCCAGCAAGGCGGGCGAGGAGGACGACUUCGUGGUGGGCUUCUGGAACCCGUCGGAGGAGAACUGCGGGACGGACACGGGCAAGCAGUCCAUCUCCUACGACCUGCACACGGAGCAGUGCAUCGCCGACAAGAGCAUCGCCGACUGCGUGGAGGCCCUGCUGGGCUGCUACCUGACCAGCUGCGGGGAGCGCGCCGCCCAGAUGUUCCUCUGCUCGCUGGGGCUCAAGGUGCUGCCGGCGGUGAAGAGGGGCCCUGGCGACGGCGGCGGUGGGGCCGGCGAGCGCUCCAAAGAGCUGCAGUACGGCUGGCUCAAGAUCCCGCCGCGCUGCAUGUUCGACCACCCGGACGCCGAGCGCACGCUCAACCACCUGAUCUCCGGCUUCGAGAACUUCGAAGAGAAGAUCAGCUACACUUUCCAGAACAAGGCCUACCUGCUGCAGGCUUUCACUCACGCCUCAUACCAUUACAACACCAUAACAGAUUGUUACCAACGGUUGGAGUUUCUCGGCGAUGCAAUUUUAGACUACCUCAUAACAAAGCACCUUUAUGAAGACCCUCGACAGCAUUCGCCCGGUGUGCUGACCGACCUGCGGUCCGCCCUGGUCAACAACACCAUAUUCGCCUCUCUGGCCGUCAAGUACGACUACCACAAGUACUUCAAGGCGGUCUCGCCCGAGCUGUUCCACGUGAUCGACGACUUUGUGCAAUUUCAACUGGAAAAGAACGAAAUGCAAGGGAUGGACUCGGAGCUUCGCCGCUCUGAAGAAGAUGAAGAGAAAGAAGAGGACAUUGAAGUUCCCAAAGCAAUGGGAGAUAUCUUUGAAUCACUUGCUGGUGCAAUUUACAUGGAUAGCAGGAUGUCACUGGAGACUGUUUGGCAAGUGUAUUAUCCAAUGAUGAGGCCACUUAUAGAAAAAUUCUCUGCUAAUGUCCCUCGCUCUCCCGUUCGUGAAUUGCUGGAAAUGGAGCCGGAGACGGCCAAGUUCAGCCCGGCGGAGAGGACGUACGAUGGCAAAGUGCGGGUGACGGUUGAGGUCGUGGGCAAGGGCAAGUUCAAAGGCGUGGGCCGCAGCUACAGGAUCGCCAAGUCCGCCGCAGCACGGCGGGCCCUGCGUAGCCUCAAAGCGAAUCAACCUCAGGUCCAGAACAGCUGAGCUGCACACGCCUCGGCCUGCUGCCAGGACCAGCCAUCAAAGGUGACAACGUCCUAAACAACCGGAAAAACAAACCAUUAAAAAAGUUUAUCGCUUGAAUAAUGGGGGAAAAAAAAGAUUGGCAAAUGUUAGUAAAGUUUAAAAAAAAAAAAAUAACAAAAAAAAACUUCACUUUGGGUUUUACUUUUGCGCAAACACAAUCUUUUCUUCAUUUCCUUCCCGGCUUUGUUUAAUCACGAGAGUGCUUUAUUAACAUUAGCAAGUGUUACGAACGAAAGGUCAGGUCCCGCUUUGUUUUUUUCUUUUUGUUUUGAUUUCUAAUGAAGCUCUUUGUCGUGUUAGUGGGUAAAGAGGUUUAUGCUUAAGUAGAUUUAGAUUGUACAUAGUUAAAACAAAGGUAUAAACUGAAUAAUAAAAACGCUAAAUUCCUCAGUCUGUGCACUAGUGCCAGGUUUAAAGCAGUUUAAAACGCUGUGGCAGACGAGCUAGGAGGAGACCGGGGAGAGAGCCAGUGUUGUCCUCCAUUUGACAUCUGUUGUCUUGAAAUGGCAAACUUAAUCAUUAUUGCACUUGUUUUAUUAGGGUCCGUUUUGUUUAGACUUGAUUAGAUUAUGUGAGCGGUGAACAUUUUGUCAUAUGCACACCAAAUCAUAAAUAUAUAUAUAAAUAAAUAAAUAUAUGAAUAUAUACGUAACCAACUACUACAGGAAAUGCGUUUAAACACAAAAUGUGGGGUUUUUUGGCCUUAAAGAGAAAAACCCUUCUUCAUAUAUCUCCUGUAAAAUGGAUUUCAACAUUCCCAUUCACUGUAGUGAAAAUUGUUUUUACAGCACUCGAGGAUGCAUGUUUGUGUAGCUGUGUAUUAUAAGCCAACUGGAUGGAUUAUAACUGCGUUAUAGAGCUACCAUAUGGACAGAGAGAAAGAGAUAUUAAAUGUCUAUUAUGACUUUACGUUGACACUUGGGUUUCAGUAAAUGUCUUUUGAUACCAAGAACAGUUGUGUUUUCAAUUAAUGGUCAUAAAAGAGCAUUAAAUGUCUCCAUUGACUGAACUAUUUAGUUUUGAUAAAAUAACAAUAGAAGACAUAUCACCUGGGAAAUAUGCUGCAGAUUUUGUAAGAAUUGGAUACUUCUAUAGGAAAACGGAGCACCUUUACACUCUAGUAUACGCAAGAUUCUUAUUAAUGUUCUCUGAUUGCAUUCAUACUUCACUUACCAAAGUUGCCACCAUUGCAGUGCUAUAGGGUUGCAUAUGUGAAGUAAACUGUAAGAAUUCUGAUUUGUGGAUCUGAAAACCAGCCUUUGUUUUAGUUCGGGCUCAUUUUUGUCAGCUUCUUUUUUUUUUAGCCUAAAUGUUUUUGUUUUUUUAAUUUAGUAUGAUUAGGCUCUCUUCACUUGAAUACCUCAGUUAUUUGCAUGCAUAUUCUUUUUUUUUUUUUUUUUUUGGUGCUAUGUGUUAUGUAUUAAGCUUGAAUUUCUCAUCUUUUUUGCACUGUAACUAUAAUACCUCUUUAUUUUACCUUUAAAUCUGUUGGUUUGGCUGUCCUUCCCAUCAGCAAUCAGUCUGUAGAGGUUAGCUGCAAUUAUUAUUAUUUUUAUUUUGUUUCAUUUUCUGUUUGAUUUAUUAUGCUUGAAGUUUUGGGGGAAAGCUGUGAAAGGCAUUCCCUGCACAUAAACCUGAGCUAGGCGCUUCUGUUCUGCUUAUUUUCUCUUGCAAAGUUGUCUGUGUGAUGGAAAAGGGUCGCUUAACGCUAAUCUAGGAAAGCCAAUUGCUCGCUGCAUCUCACGAGGGCGUGUCCACGUUGAAGAAAAGCCCGACCUUCUUCUGCCACCCAAAAAGACUUAAUGUUUUGCUACUUUUAAGUUCUUCCCAGAUAAACACAGGGCAACACCACCCAUUGCCUCAAACAAAUGUGUAAUUUAUUGCUUCCAGAGCCAAAUUGAUAUAAACAAGAUAUUGUCCUGCCAUGCUCAAAAUAAUGACUUACAACUUUUAAGGGGCAUUUUUUUUUCCUGGUGAGCUUCUUAUACCUGGUAUCAUAUUAAUGCCUGGUAGGACUUUAUUCUUGUCAGAUAUAUGGCAAAGUCUAGAUGUUCAAGGGUGCUGCUACCUCAGAACACACUGCACUCUGUUCAUUGACUCAUACUAUGUCUUAUUAUUUAGAUGUAUUAAUAAAAUUGUGCGUAUUCCUGGACAAGACUGCAAGCUGACAAAUAUUUAUGGCAGUGUCUCAAAAUACUGUAGUUUUUUUACUGUGAUAUCCAUAUUUUGACGCAUUUAUUACACUUUGCACUAAAUCAACAUUCCCACACGAGUAAUUGUAAUGCACUUAUCGAUGACAUAUUUUUGACAGUAGAACAUAAAAAAUAAAAAACAGUGCCUUUUGUCUUACUAAUUCCAAGUAAAAUCUCACAGCUGAUGAUUCUUAACGUUUUUCAGCAGUCCGUAAAGAGCCAAUCAGUGUGUGUGCGCACGCGUGUGUGCGUGCGUGCACGUCUGCGAGGGCACAUGGGCGAGAGCCUGUGUGUGCAAGGGAACUAAUUGUUCCGGUGCCAUACAAAUUAUUGCGUAUUGGACGGCAAUGUAAAUAAUCGCAUACUAAAAUGCCUGAAAAACCGAUUCAGCCGAUUCCCUCAUUUAUUUUUUUCAACCAAUUAUUCUUGAAAAAAUAAAGCAUAUAAACUCAACCAUGUGUGGAUCAUUGUUCAGGUGAUCUCAGGUUGUCAUUUGGCCUGUGACAAGAAUUUCAGCUACUGUUUAUUGAAAUAAAAAUAAAAUAAAAAAAUGAAUCAAAUUUUUAAUCCUCAAAUAUCGUUGCAAUCUGGUUCUGUUUCCUGGGUGUGAGUUCAGCGACCCUUCUUGCAUUGUUACAUGGAAUCUUGUGCAUUUACAACAAGGAACUAUUGCUUAUAACUGUGUUUGGGUUUCACUUUUCCGCUCGGUAACAGCUGAUGAAAUGAUCCCAUGUGAUGACCUCAAGUCAGUGUGUGAUGGAAACAUCGGGAAUGAAUUGUUCAAACCUUGAUAUUCACACCAUCUGUAUCUGUACACUUUACCCUCAAAUAUAACAUCAGUUUAACAUUAAUUUAAAAAAUUUUAUUUCCUUUUCCAAAUCUCUCCGCUGGGAAAAAAACCCAUCUUCGUGUUUAUUAUUUUCAGUAAUAAUUUUUUUUGAGGAUUACGUUAAAAGAAUGUGAAAUCACUUUAUGGUGCCACACAUGCAUACACGUAGUGAUUUUUUUAUUUUCUUUUUUUGUUCUUUUUUGUGAGAAAGAAUGAAAGGACUGUAUCACAUUAAAUUGACAUUCAAGCCAGACUGAAAUCCCUUGGAAUGAACCUCCUCCAACAUUGUUUGAUAAAUAACCAUGAUUUAUCAUUGUUUGAUUUUAGAUGUAAGGUAGUCCUCUUGUACUUGCUGCAGACUCAAUUUAACAGUUUCGUACUGGCGGAUAAUUGUUUUGUUCUUGUUUUGUUUGCUUUUGUUUGUACAUGUAGCACAAAUAAGCAUUGCACUUGGGCACCAUGCUUUACCUCAUUUCAAAAGAAAAAUUAUAUAUAUGAUGCCGUUACGUUUAGAGGAAUGACUUGUGGUGUUGGACUUGCUGCUGUUUCAAUUGCUGGUAUUUUACAAUUGUGUUUUUUUUUCUUUUUAAGAAAAGGUGAUUGAAAAGAUACAAUGUGCCUGCAGGUUCUCAUCUGUUGUUAAAUACACUGUAGAACAGAAGUAGGUGAUCUCAAUAAUCUGGGUCAAAAUAUACGCAUUGUGUAUUCAAUGAUAUCCUGCCUUAAUGUGAUACUUUGAAUAUUAAAUUGUAAAAAAAUUCCCUCAAAAUAGUCAAUCCUGCCAUAUUAACGACGUGGAUUCUGUUAAGUCAUCUUCCUUUUGUCAGUGAGGGUGGGGCGUCGAUUGAACUUGACUUCCACAAGUGUUAAUAGAGGGUUUUUGUAGAAUUCCUCCACCCUCACCCCCCCCCUCUUUUUUUGUCCUUUUUUUAGUGAAGCCAUUUGUCAGCCACUACAGUUUAAAAAAAAAAAGGGCUGGUACAUCAGAAAAGUGUCACCUUUUUCCUUUAGGUAAAGAACAUAAGCUGAAUUAGGAAGAGAAAAAAAAAGCCUCGGAUCUCAGAAAAUACCUUAAAAAACAAAUGCACUCGUAUCAGCAGCAAGUUGCUCUUUGGGGAAGCGGGUUGAAAAUGUGCUUUCGGCAGCGAGUUUGUGAGAACUUUGGUCCCAGCUGAUGGCGUUCCAGCAGAAUGGAAUGAGUUAUGUGUUGAUAUAAAUGGGGAAUUGUGGGCCAUCAUAUCCUGCAGCAAUUUUUAAGGGACAUGAAAUUCUUCUCAUUCAUACUGUAACUGUGCUGCAGAGGUUUGCGGUCUGCACCUUAUGGAUCACAAAUACCUUUAAUAUUCUUUUUCUUUUUUGUAACAAUUGUAGCUGAAUAUAUCUACAAUAAAGUUAUGGUAUGGUCGUUCA